UACAAAAUAUAAAAAAUCUGAGUUUGUUUUCUCAAAGUACACUCAACUUUAGCUAUGAUUAUAUCAUAUUUCCCAAAAUAUGUGGCAGUUUUGGUCCUCUUGGUCCUGAGUGUCAGUGCGCUGGACACUUUCAUUGCAGCAGUAUAUGAACAUGCUGUUAUUUUACCAAACAGAACAGAAACACCUGUGUCAAAAGAAGAAACUUUGCUCCUGAUGAACAAGAACAUCGAUGUUUUAGAGAAAGCAAUUAAAUUGGCAGCCAGGAAGGGCGCACAUAUCAUCGUGACCCCAGAAGAUGGAAUUUAUGGCUGGGUCUUCACAAGAGAGACCAUUUAUCCCUAUCUGGAGGAUAUCCCAGACCCUGAAGUGAACUGGAUUCCAUGUAGAGACCCCCAGAGGUUUGGCCACACCCCAGUACAAGAAAGACUCAGCUGCCUGGCUAAGAACAACACCAUCUACGUCGUGGCAAAUACUGGGGACAAGAAGCCAUGCAAUGCCAGUGACCCUCAGUGUCCCCCUGACGGUCGUUACCAAUACAACACUGAUGUGGUGUUCGAUUCUGAGGGAAGGCUGGUGGCGCGCUACCGUAAGUACAAUCUUUUUGCACCUGAAAUUCAAUUUGAUUUCCCCAAAGAUCCAGAAUUUGUGACUUUCAACACUCCUUUUGGGAAGUUUGGCAUUUUCACUUGCUUUGACAUUUUUUCCCAUGAGCCGGCUGUGGUGGUGGUGGAGGAGUUUCAAGUUGACAGCAUUGUCUACCCCACGGCCUGGUACAAUACGCUGCCCCUCCUCUCGGCUGUCCCCUUCCACUCAGCGUGGGCUCGAGCCAUGGGAGUCAACCUGCUCGCUGCAAACACCCACAACACCAGCAUGCACAUGACAGGGAGCGGAAUCUACUCACCAGACGCCGUCAAGGUGUAUCACUAUGACAUGGAAACAGAGAGUGGCCAGCUGAUGCUCUCAGAACUGAAGUCCUGGCCUCGAAGAGAAACCAUCUCCCCUGCAGCUGUUGACUGGAGUGCAUAUGCCAGAGCUGUCAAGCCAUUCUCAUCUGAGCAGUUGAAUUUUCCAGGGAUGAUUUAUUUUGAUGAGUUCACCUUCACCGAGCUGAAGAGAAAUGCAGGAAAUUAUACAGUUUGUCAGAAAGACCUGUGCUGUCACUUAACUUACAGAAUGUCUGAGAAGCGAACAGAUGAGGUGUAUGCACUUGGUGCUUUUGAUGGACUGCACACAGUAGAAGGCCAGUAUUACUUACAGAUAUGCACGUUACUGAAGUGUCAAACCACUGAACUGAGAACUUGUGGGGAGCCUGUGGGGUCAGUUUUUACCAAGUUUGAGGAAUUCUCCCUCAGUGGCACAUUUGGAACAAGUUAUGUUUUCCCACAGAUCCUUCUUAGUGGGAGUCAGCUUGCCUCUGAAACACAUUAUAAGGUUUCAAGAGAUGGACGUCUGCAGAGCCGAGGACGAACCCCUUUGCCUGUCUUGGUUCUGGCCCUGUAUGGAAGAGUGUUUGAGAGGGACCCUCCGCACUUAGGGCAGGGACCCGGGCGAUGACAAUGAUCCUUUUCACCGCCACACUUGCCUGAUUAGCCUGGCAACAAGAGGGAAGAAAAAGAGAGAGCCCUUAGUGUCUAUGUAGAAGUGAUGGUAUGAAUUUGCUGAAGCAACAAACUUAAGAAGAUUUAAAAAGCAAUGGAUGGGUGUCCACAUUUGACAUUUUACGAAUUCCCUAUAGAGCACAAGCUUAUGCCUGGAUGCUGCAUUCAUCUUCCAUGUAGGUGCACUAAGUAUGUGUCAGUAUAUCUGCGUAAAGUGCAAUGUGUAUUUAAGUGGAAGAAUCCUGCUCUAAUAUGCAAAUAUUGAAACUCUCAUUUGUGUAUGCAUAGGGUAAGCGUUGAAAAUGCAGACAGUACUUGAUCCUAGUCAAUUAAGAUAUAGGAAGUUAAAAAACAAGGGUAUUUUUGAAAGGAAUUAUGUAUAGCUUUUUAACUAAUUAAAAUUGUUCUGUUAUCUUUUCUACUCUUAUAGUCUAUUUGUAUGGAAAUUAGGUACUUAGAAUGGAAAUUUAAAAAGAGAGAAGAAUAAAUG
Camelus dromedarius (Arabian camel) is the source of this 2088-nucleotide messenger RNA. RefSeq names its product vascular non-inflammatory molecule 3 (gene VNN3). Gene Ontology annotation, biological process: pantothenate metabolic process. The coding region runs from base 55 to 1554 and encodes 499 amino acids. Gene Ontology annotation, molecular function: pantetheine hydrolase activity. The record is from RefSeq and is a predicted model, not a curated record. The transcript has 7 exons. Lineage: Eukaryota; Metazoa; Chordata; Mammalia; Artiodactyla; Camelidae.